This is a messenger RNA of Penicillium diatomitis, 1827 nucleotides long. Its product is annotated as NAD-dependent malic enzyme. Gene Ontology annotation, molecular function: NAD binding; malate dehydrogenase (decarboxylating) (NAD+) activity. The transcript has 6 exons. The record is from RefSeq and is a predicted model, not a curated record. Gene Ontology annotation, cellular component: mitochondrion. Lineage: Eukaryota; Fungi; Ascomycota; Eurotiomycetes; Eurotiales; Aspergillaceae. Gene Ontology annotation, biological process: pyruvate metabolic process; malate metabolic process. Bases 1 to 1827 code for a protein of 608 amino acids.
AUGACAAACAAUUCCAAGUUCAGUCAUUUGCCUCGCGCAGCCACGGGUCCCAUGAAAUGUCCUCUCCAGGGCACUUCGUUGCUGACAUCGUCCCAUUUCAACAAGGGCUCGGCCCAUCCCAAGGAUGAGCGCACGGCAUUCAAACUCACUGGGUUGCUGCCUCCAAAUGUCCAGACACUGGACGAGCAAGUCGACCGAGCCUACCAGCAAUAUACCAACUGUGAAAGUGACCUGGCCAAGAACACGUUUAUGGCGAGCAUGAAAGCGCAGAACGAGGUUUUGUAUUACAAGCUGUUACAAAACCACCUCAAAGAAAUGUUCAGUGUGAUCUACACACCAACGGAAGGAGACGCAAUUCAGAAUUACUCUCGUCUAUUCCGCAAGCCCGAGGGCUGCUUUCUGAGCAUUCGAGACCAAGACGCAAUCGAGGAAAGCUUCGCGGCAUUUGGUGGCGAGCCCGAGGAUAUUGAUUACAUUGUGGUCAGCGAUGGAGAAGAGGUAAGGUUGCACCAAAUGACUUUUCCAUUCGGACUGGACGUCGAGCGAUCAGUCGAGCGAUCAGUCGAGCAAUUUCUCAUUCUUUUGGGAGUUGGUCAGAUUCUAGGCAUCGGAGAUCAGGGUAUCGGUGCCGUUCUAAUCUCAGUUGCCAAACUGGUGAUCACGACUCUCUGUGCCGGAAUUCAUCCGUCACGUCAAUUGCCCGUCGUGCUGGACUGUGGGACAAAUAACGAAGAGCUGCUCAACGAUGAACUCUACCUCGGCCUCAAAGAGCGACGGGUUCGAGGCGAGGAAUACGACCAAUUUGUGGACAAGUUUGUGCAAACGGCCAGAAAACGCUUCCCCAACGCUUAUAUUCACUUCGAGGACUUUGGUCUCUCGAAUGCAAAGAGAAUCCUGGACAAAUAUCAGCCACAGAUUCCAUGCUUCAACGACGACAUCCAAGGCACAGGCUGCGUCACUUUGGCGGCCAUGCUUGCAGCUCUGAGUGUUAGCAAACUUCCUCUUGAGAAUGCUCGUGUGGUCAUCUUUGGCGCCGGAACUGCCGGAACUGGUAUUGCGGAGCAAAUAGUGGAAGCAAUGGUCGCUCAAUCUCAUAAGUCCAAGGACGACGCUUGUCAACAAAUAUGGUGCAUCGACAAACCUGGCCUUCUCCUCAAAUCUCACGGUGACAAGCUCACUCCCGCCCAAGCCACAUUUGCCAGAGACGACAAUGAGUGGCCAAACGACACCAAUCUGGAUCUUCUCGCCGUGGUCCGUCAAGUCAAACCUCAUGUCCUGAUCGGGACAUCCACCAAGCCAGGGGCUUUCAGCGAAGAAAUUGUCCGCGAGAUGGCAAAGCACGUCGAGCGUCCCAUCAUCUUCCCCCUGAGUAAUCCUACUCGUCUGCAUGAAGCCAAACCACAGGAUCUGUAUAAUUGGACUGAUGGAAAGGUCUUGACCGCCACUGGGAGUCCCUUCGCUCCCGUGGAAUAUAAGGGUCAGAAAUACGAGAUUGCGGAAUGCAACAACUCCACCUGCUUCCCCGGCAUCGGACUCGGCGCCGUGCUCUCACGCAGCCGCCUCGUCUCCAAAAAGAUGCUCGUGGCAGCCACCGAAGCCCUCCAAGCCAAAUCUCCCGCUCUCGAGGAUCCCUCUCGACCUCUCCUUCCGGACGUCGAAGACGUGCGUGAGAUAAGCGUCAACAUUGCGGCUGGGGUGAUCCGAUGCGCGGAGAAAGAAGGACUCGCGGGCCAGGAAGGGAUUCCGGCCGACGAUGAUGAGUUGAGGGAGUGGAUUCGGGCGCAGAUGUGGGAGCCGGUUUAUAGGGCGUUGGAGAAGGGGGAAUAA